UCCAUCCAAAUCUGCUCCUCCUCCUCCUGCUGCUGCUACACCCCCGAAGAACAAAAUUAGCAGGUACAACAGCGGCUGCUCCUCCUGCUGCUUGCUCCACUCAACACGAGGAGAUCUAGAGGAGUCGAUGACUGGCAGUGCCGUCUUUAACCGGAAGCACUGUGCCACAUUGGAUAAAAAGAAGACACCAACAGCAGGAUAUAUCAAAAGUGUUUCCGAUGAUCCGUGUUCUUCUAUUGCUUCUCUUGCUAUAUGUACCCCAAUGGGCAUCAGUGAGAGCAUUGAACAAUAAGACUGAUGUGGAUUCCUUGCUAGUGUUCAAGGCAAGCAUUGCCAGCCACCAUGGUGUCCUAGCUGCAUGGAACACAAGUACUGACUUCUGCCGAUGGCCAGGGAUCGGUUGCAGCCUUAAGCACAAGCACAGGGUCACAGUGCUUAACCUCUCUUCGGAGGGCCUUGGUGGGACGAUCGCACCUUCCAUUGGAAACCUCUCCUUCCUGAGAAUUAUAGACCUCAGAUGGAACAACUUGCAAGGUGAAAUCCCUUCAGAAAUUGGUCUUCUGCCUCGCCUACGACAUCUUCAUUUGUCAAACAACUCACUUCAUGGAGAUGUAAACGCUAGAUUGAAUAAUUGCACCAGCCUUGAAGUAAUAAACGUUGACUCAAACCGUUUAACUGGAGAAAUCCCUGCUUGGCUCGGAGACUUGUCAAGUCUCAAGGUCAUAGACCUGAGCACAAACAACUUCACUGGAAUCAUCCCGUCAUCACUUAGCAAUCUCACAGCAGCGAUAAUUAUCUAUUUCAACACAAACCAACUCACGGGGGCCAUCCCUGAGGGCCUUUGCAGGGUCGGUAGCCUUCUCUGGCUAGACCUGGCAGAUAAUCACCUCUCAGGCACCAUACCUACAGCGCUCUUCAACCUUUCCUCUCUAAAAGAGUUCAGUGUGGAAGCAAACGAUUUAGGCGGUAAACUACCCUCAGACUUUGGGGAUCACCUCCCAAAUGUAGAGUACCUACUCCUCGGCGGCAACCACUUUAUAGGGAACCUUCCAGCAUCUCUUGUCAACUCAACUGAGAUAUAUGUACUAGAUGUCCCCUACAACAACUUCACCGGAAGAUUGCCUCCAGAGGUUGGAAGGCUCUGCCCAGACUUGCUCAGUCUUGGAGCAAAUCAGUUCAUGGCAGCAACAGUGCAGGACUGGGAGUUCAUGACAUUGUUGACAAACUGCACACGCCUCCGUGUCCUGAACCUCCAAUUCAACAUGCUAGGUGGCGUGCUCCCUAGCUCAGUUGCCAACCUAUCAUCACAGCUCCAAGGGCUAUAUGUUGGAGCCAACGAGAUUUCUGGAAAGAUACCAUUUGGCAUAGGCAAUCUUCUUGGGCUAAAUCGAUUGCAGCUAUCUGGUAAUCAAUUUACUGGUGCCUUGCCUGACACCAUAGGGAGGCUAAAUUGGCUACAAUUCCUGGAGUUGGAAGACAACCUACUGACAGGAUUCAUGCCAUCCUCGCUUGGAAACUUGACACAACUACUACAAGUGUACACAGGUAAUAACACAUUUGAGGGGCCUCUUCCAGCAAGCCUUGGGAGCCUACAAGAGCUAACUGCAGCAAACUUUGCGAACAACAAGUUCUCAGGUCCAUUGCCUACAGGGAUCUUUAACCUGUCGUCCCUAUCAGACACCCUGGAUUUGUCAGGAAAUUACUUUGUUGGUCCUCUUCCACCUGAAGUAGGCAGCCUGGCAAAGCUUGCACACCUCUACUUAUCACGGAACAACUUAUCAGGGCCUCUACCAAAUGCACUCAGCAACUGCCAAAGCUUGACAGAACUCAUGCUGGAUGAUAACACCUUUGAUGGUAGCAUUCCCUCAUCUAUCAGCAACAUGCGAGGCCUGAUGCUGCUAAAUCUUACAAAGAACACACUUUCAGGUUUGAUUCCUCAGGAUUUAGGGCUAAUGGGUGGCCUUGAAGAGUUAUACCUAGCACACAACAACUUGUCUGGUCAUAUCCCAGAGAGCUUGGAAAAUGUGUCAUCAUUGUACCAGUUAGACCUGUCCUUCAACCAUUUGGAUGGCAAAGUUCCAUCACAGGGUGUAUUCAGUAAUGCAUCUGGGUUUUCGUUUGAUGGGAAUUUGGGGCUUUGUGGUGGUAUAUCAGAGUUACAUUUGCCUCCAUGCCAGCCCGAAUCUGUUGGACAUGGAUUGAGCAAACGCCAUUUGACUAUCACCCUAGUUAUCGCAAUUGUUGGCACAAUUAUGGGUUUGAGUUUGAUGCUCGUUUCCUUCACAAUGAGAAAGAAAUCAAAAGCUCGGCCUGCAACCACAGGAGGAUUCCAGUUGAUGGAUGACAGUUAUCCCAGAGUUACUUAUGCUGAAUUGGAACAAGGAACAAGUGGCUUUGCAGCAGAGAAUUUGAUUGGCAGAGGAAGGUACGGAUCGGUGUAUAAGUGUUGUUUGCUGCUCAAAAAUAUGAUGACCACAGUAGCUAUAAAGGUUUUUGAUCUUCAACAGUCUGGCUCUUCCAGAAGUUUCCUAGCUGAGUGUGAGGCACUUAGUAAGAUCCGCCAUCGUAAUUUGAUCAGUCUUAUAACUUGCUGUUCAAGCUCUGACUCAAACCAAAACGACUUCAAAGCCAUCGUUUUCGAGUUCAUGCCUAAUGGGAGCCUAGAUAGGUGGUUACACAUGGAUGUACGUGUAUCACAUCAACUCCAAGGCUUGACAUUGAUGCAGAGACUAAAUAUUGCAGUUGAUAUUGCUGAUGCACUAGAUUAUUUGCACAACAACUGUGAACCACCAAUAAUUCAUUGUGACUUGAAGCCAAGCAACAUUCUUCUCAAUGAGGAUUUAGUUGCUCAUGUUGGGGAUUUCGGCCUUGCAAAGAUUCUUCCUGAAUCAACAGUUGAGCAGCUGAUCAAUUCAAAGAGCUCAGUUGGAAUAAGGGGAACAGUUGGAUAUGUCGCUCCAGAAUAUGGCGAAGGUGGUCAAGUUUCUUCAUGUGGAGAUGUGUACAGCUUCGGAACUGUCAUCCUCGAGUUGUUUACAGGCAUGGCACCUACUCAUGACAUGUUUAAAGACGGGUUGACCCUGCAGAAACAUGCCCAGAAUGCAUUUACAGGGAUGCUAAUGCAGAUUGCUGAUCCAGUCCUACUGUCCACUGAAGAAGCCAAUGCUAAUAGUUUGCAGGAUGGAAGCAACACAAUGGAACAUGCCAUAUUCUCUGUCAUGAAGGUUGCGCUAUCAUGUAGCAAGCAUGCACCGACAGAGAGAAUGUGCAUCAGAGAUGCUGCUGCUGCGAUUCACAGGAUAAGAGAUGGCUAUGUUAAAGCAAGACAAAAUGAGAGGGUUGUUACAGCUGCAUUUACCGCAAGGCAUUUUGCCGAAACAUCCAGGGCAGCCCCUUGAACUGGCAUCACGCACUCACUCUUAAUGGCUUUGUAGUAGUUAUAUAUUGCACUCCUAUGGUUUUGAUAUGUUAGUUUCCGGCUGGCCAUGUUCUCAUAGCUUGUUGAUCUACCGUUUGCAGCCUGUCUGUCACUCUGCCUGCAACACUUAAUAUGGUUUGUAUAUGGGGAUGCCUACAUUGUGAACUGGUAAUAUCAUUUGUAUUGGCUACUGACUGUGCUAAAUACAGAUAUUACUGAAUUCCCUUCCGUCUAAAAGACAGGUAUAACUGCAUGAUAUAUGCACUAAUAACAUGACCGGACAAAUCUGUAUUUUGUUCCCAGGA
Aegilops tauschii subsp. strangulata is the source of this 3723-nucleotide messenger RNA. The record is from RefSeq and is a predicted model, not a curated record. NCBI's taxonomy places the organism in Eukaryota, Viridiplantae, Streptophyta, Magnoliopsida, Poales, Poaceae.